Molecule: messenger RNA, 932 nt
Organism: Volvox carteri f. nagariensis
Lineage: Eukaryota; Viridiplantae; Chlorophyta; Chlorophyceae; Chlamydomonadales; Volvocaceae
Exons: 6
Coding region: 222-932 (236 amino acids)
Source: RefSeq, a predicted model, not a curated record
ACGUCCAACGCCUAGCCAGCCCAACGCCGCCUGCAGGGCCCCCGGCUUCUGUGCCCCGGUCCCGUCUGGUGUCACUAGAUCUACCUACGGAAACGGGAGCGGCCUCUUCGCCUGUCCUGGCUCCACCUCCAGCAGCUACUGCGGCGGCUCCUCUGCUGGCUGGGGUUCCCGCCCUAUCCCAGCUCCAGCAGCCGCAGCCGGCCCCGGAGGUGUCUUCAGUAAUGCCAGCCCACCUGGAGCAGACUCUGGAGCUAGAGGGGAUCUCCCUGGAGCCGGUUUCCAGUCCCAUGGCUGCGGUCACCUCGGCGGAACCCCCGGUCUUGGCUGGAAUGGAUCAGUUGCCGCAGAUCAUCGCAGAGCUGCCGCCCCAGGGUCCCCCGCCGCUCCAUUCGCCGCAGUCAGCAGGGUCCCGGGCGGCCCCCCAGGUAGAUCCGCAGCUGCAGCUAGAGAACCAGCGAAUGAGAGAGGAGCUGGGGCAACUGCGGAGGCGCUUGCAAGCGGGGUCGGAGGUACCUGCCGCCUUGGAGCUGGAGAACCAACGGCUGCGGGACGAAGUGGACAGCCUGGUUAGGAAGCUGCAGGUCGCUGCAGAAGCCUCCAAGGCCGCCGCAGCCUUCAAUGGCAGCGGGGUGAACCCGGGUAACACCGCCAACGAGAGCCUCAUCCGGCAGCUCCGUGAAUUCAACCAGAAAAAGACGUCUGAGCUGCAGCGGAAGGCGCAGCAGUCGGAGACGCGGGCUGUCAUGGCGGAGGAACAACUGGAGCAGCUGCAGGCCUACCUAGCAAAGGCCAGCGUUGCCUAUCAGAAGGAAAUCGUGCGGCUCAGGUCCAUCAUUGGCCAGAUGGAGACGUCGAUGGGGGCGACAAAGGCAAGCGCGCUGGGGGCGUGCGGGGAUGGGUUUCGUGAGGUGGUGACGGGACUGGCACAAUGA